CUCGCCCCAUCACCACGUCUGAACGUUCUGUACGCCGCUACACAAUCACUGCCGCCUCUUUUGGGUACUCAAAUGGACGUGAGCGAAUGCCGUACAAACCCAGCCUCGCCGGCGCCACAUACUCGCCAGGCGAUUGCAGACGAAAUAACCCGCUAUUCAAGCUACCUCAUCGACCUCAAAUCGCGUUUAAACCGCCUCGCACCCAUAUCUGAGCUUCCUGCGGAGAUCCUCUCCGAAGUCUUUUUGUAUGCGGCUGCUGUCGACGGCAGUGAUGCAUAUUCCAGCGUGUGGCCGACUUGGACACUGUAUGGCUGGAUAUGCGUGUCCCAUGUCUGCAAGUACUGGCGCUUCGUGGCGCUAAGUUGCCCUGCCCUCUGGUGCAACUUGACGGUGACGCGGCGCGAGUGGACGACGGAAUUACUGGCGCGAUCCAAGAAGGUGCCCCUGUACGUGACCAUGACUUACCCAGUGGAAGACGUACCGGCGUUCGGAAGCUCGCGACCCUUGGUGCACGAAGAAUCGGAGGAGACGGCGGCGCUUGUGUUGUCGCACCUGGCGCGUAUACGCUCGCUGUCCGUCACUGUCAAGCGUCCGCUCCCGGACAGGACACUGCAAUUGCUGGACGGACCGGUUUCGCUUCUUGAGUCGUUGACCAUCCAGUACGGAUAUGCCCCACAUACGUCCUCCGCCGAGCACCAUCAUACCCAGUCGUUGGUGCACCGCGCUGGGGCUCAUCGUCUCCGGCGCCUUGAGGUGCACAAUCUCCAUCUGCAAUGGAACCAAUUUCUGUUGGCGCAACUGACACAUUUGACCAUCACCGGCGUCGUACAACAACGAUACAAAGCACUAGUCGACGCUCCAAAUAUGCUCGAUGCUCUCUCUCAGAUGAGCCUCCUCGAGGAGCUUGUCAUAGAGACAUCGCUAGCUGCACCGUUCGACCAGACCGUGGUCCCGACGGCUUCGACCCGAGCAUCCUUGCCUCAUCUGCGACAUCUACGUGUCCGGGAAACUCCAUCCAACUGCGCCUGCCUUCUCAUGUAUUUGGAAACUCCUUCGCUGUCGCGCCUUUCUCUGCAAUUGGAAGGGGACACAACGCCAUUUGGUGCAGCACUCCUCACCGCUGUGGCGACCAAGAUGGCUAGCUUGGGGACUUUCUUGACUCUCCGUGCCGACUUCUCUGGUCACUGGUCAGAUUGUGUCCACUUGAAGGCAUAUCAAACAGAUAUCGACCACCAUGCGAUGCGGGAUACUGCAAGCGUGCUCGAAAAGUACACUCCCGACUUCGAGAUACGCUUCAACCGGAUGGAUCUCGUCAUCAUGAUCAUAGAUAUCUGCCGACUCUUCCCUAUCCGUGACAUUCGCAACCUCUUCAUCGCAGCUCGCUGGUUUCCGCUGGCCGCAUGGCGCACCCUUCUCCACUCGACGGGCAAGGUCACAGAGCUUUUCGUCAUCAACUCCGCGUCGUGCAACUGGCUCUCGGAGGUGCUACUCGAACGAUGCCUUGGAGAGCCGAAGGAACCCGGCGAGAGCCACUUCUAUCAUUACGUCCUCCCGCGACUCCGCCGCCUCACAUUGAUAGAAUGUUUCUUCAGCGAGCAGGGCUAUAAUGAGCUCAUCCCAGGGGUCCUUAUUUCGAGACUCGUCGAUGGCCUUCUCGAUUGUUUCAUGGAUCGGUACGAGUGUGGCGCCGAGAUUGAACAACUGCGCAUUGUCCAACCUGUCAACGUUGAUAGGGAGGAGAUCGAUCUGUUGAACGAAGUCGUGCGCGACGUGGAUUGGGACGGCACCGUUGACUAUCAACGAAACACCACGAACAUAGAUGACUAUCGCUGGGAGAAUGGUGUCGAUUUGUUGACCGACCCCGAUCUGUUUGGAACUCACUUCAUACCGGCUUUCGGAGACGAGGAGGGGAUGGCGUUUCAUGUAAUCUGAUUUGCCUUAUUGCAGUAGUGUACGCUUCUGCAGUGUCAUGUACAUUGAGCCCUAACAUUGAACAGACCUGGGAUAUAAUUUCGGA
This is a messenger RNA of Fomitopsis serialis, 2017 nucleotides long. RefSeq lists its product as uncharacterized. Lineage: Eukaryota; Fungi; Basidiomycota; Agaricomycetes; Polyporales; Fomitopsidaceae. The record is from RefSeq and is a predicted model, not a curated record. The transcript has 2 exons. Gene Ontology annotation, molecular function: protein binding. Bases 73 to 1932 code for a protein of 619 amino acids.